Carassius auratus (goldfish) is the source of this 2916-nucleotide messenger RNA. Its product is annotated as beta-1,4 N-acetylgalactosaminyltransferase 1-like. NCBI's taxonomy places the organism in Eukaryota, Metazoa, Chordata, Actinopteri, Cypriniformes, Cyprinidae. Gene Ontology annotation, biological process: UDP-N-acetylglucosamine metabolic process; UDP-N-acetylgalactosamine metabolic process. The transcript is spliced from 12 exons. Gene Ontology annotation, molecular function: acetylgalactosaminyltransferase activity. Bases 137 to 1576 code for a protein of 479 amino acids. The record is from RefSeq and is a predicted model, not a curated record.
AUCAUUCACUGGAAAAAGAAAGAGCAGGAUAUCUCAAAAUGUUAGAAAGAGAAAGGAGCUAAGAUUGGGAGGUUUUAAAAAGACUCGAAUUUACUGCUCUUCUGGAAUGGUAAUUUUAUACUGAUCAUCCCCCAUAAUGAGGUGCAUGAGGUACAUCCGUCUUAUUUUUUUCCUGAUUUUUCUUGGUGCGGCACUGGGCAUCUACUUUAUACAAAGUGGCAUGUUUGAAAGCAAGAAAAGCACACUUGCAAGCUGCUUAAGUCCUGAAAAAUAUAAUAUCUCAAGUUUGACAGAACUCAUUGGGCCAAAUGUUUCUUGUAAAGAAGCUAAACUCACGAGGAAAGUUGUGCCACAUGAAAUGGAUAACAUACUUGAAAGCAGAGCGAAUGAAUACAAGCAAUAUCAACUCAGGAGGAAGACAAACACAGAAAUUAUUAUUGCCCCAGCCAACUCUCCUCUCCAAUAUCCAAUCACAGGUUUCAGGGUAGCUCCUCUGAAGAAAAGUUUGAUACCAGGUCUUGCUCUUCAAACACAAGGGAGAGGUUUAACAACAAACAACAGGGAGUUGUACAAGGUGUCUUUGAGUGUGAAGAGUGGAGUGCUCUCAGUGGAGGAUCUUCUGGAUGGAGAUCAGGUGGAGGGACAGGGUCAGAGUGAACUGACCAUCUCAUCCAGCAACCUCACACAACUCAACGAUCUGCUGUCCAGAGUGACCUACACCAGCACAAUCUACCACAUCAGAACAUCAGACCUGGUUUAUUUCACUUUUGAGGAUCACAAGGCCAUAUUUCCAAUCAUUAUCAGGAGACCGUCAGUUCCUGUUUUGUAUGACCCAGGAAAAGAUAUCAACUCACAAGUGACCAUAAUAACCAAGACCUUUCUGAGGUAUAAGGAGCUGGGUGUCCUUAUCCAGAGUAUCAGGAAAUUUUACCCAAAGAUCAAGAUCAUUGUUGCGGAUGACAGCCUGAAACCUGAAAAUGUGCCUGGAAACAACAUUGAGCACUACAUCAUGCCUCCUGCACAGGGCUGGUUUGCAGGCAGAAAUCUGGCUGUAUCUCAACUCACAACUAAAUACUUCCUGUGGGUUGAUGACGACUUUGAGUUCUUGAGUGAGACACGGAUUGAGAGAUUUGUGGAGAUUAUGGAAGCGCUUCCGGAACUAGAUGUUCUUGGUGGUGAGGUUUCGGGGGACCAGUUCUACUUUGUUCUGGAGUAUGACGAGGGAGAUGAGAAUGACGGCGGCUGCCUAAAACGUAUUAGAGAGUUUCAUCAACCACUUCCAGGUUAUGAUGGCUGCUUUCUAGUGGAUGGUGUUGUGAAUUAUUUCUUAGCUAGGACUGAUGCUGUACGAAGGGUUGGCUUUGAUCCGUUCCUCAAAAGAGUCGCUCACACCGAGUUCUUCAUUGAUGGAGUUGGCAAGCUGAUGGUUGCUUCUUGUAAAGGCCUUUCUGUUGGUCACCAGACACAUCGGGCACAGGAUGAAUAUGACAUUUAUAGGAAUCAAGGACCAAUUGAAAAAGAGCAAAAACUGGCUCACCAUUUCUUUAAGAACUAUCUUAACUAUAUCAAGUACUGAUUAGUAAUAAUUAGUAAACAAUCAAUCAAAUCUGAUUAUCGAUUACCGUAUUUUCUUGACUAUAAGUCACACUUUUUUCAUAGUUUGGCUGGUCCUGCAACUUAUAGUCAGGUGCGACUUAUUUAACAAAAUUAAUUUGACAUGAACCAACAGAAAACAACCAAGUGAUAACAUUACCCUCUACAGUCGUGAGAGGGCACUCUAUGUGCUGCUCAUUGCUCCUGUAGCCUACACAGAGCAGCAUAGAGCGGCCUCUCGCAGCUGUAGACGGUAAUGUUUUCUCUUGGUUCUCGGUUCUAAAUAAAUGUGACCUAUAGUCCAGUGCAACCUUUAUAUGUUUUUUUCCUCGUCAUGAUGUAUUUCUGGACUGAUGGGAAUUAUACUCAGGUGCAACUUGUAGUCUGAAAAAUACCGUAAUCACAAAACAUCUGCCAGUCAUGUCACCUAAUGGAUAAUGCUAACGGCGGAGGACAGAAAGUGAGCUGCAUGACCAAAGUUUGCAUUAAGAAUGUUUUUCUAGUAAGUGCUUCUAACAACUUGCACUGUUUGUUGUUUCAGUAGCAAAAUUCUGAUAUUCAACUCUUACGACAAGCUUGUAGAAAGGCCAAGCACAAACGGAAGAAGGAUAAAUUAUCUAUUUAAUUUCAGUUGUUUAAAGACAGUUUAUCAGCUUUUCAGUCUGCUGCUUAGUCUGCUAAGGCUACUUAUUUUUAUGAUUUUAUUUAUUUUUUCAAAACCCUAUACUCCUAAAGUUCUGUUUUCAAUUAUUAAUUCUGUUGUUACUCCUUUUGUUAACACAGUGACUGUUGCUUCCGAUGCUCUAUGUGGAUGCUUGAAACACUUAAUUGAUAAAAUGUCUAAUUUGAGACCCAAAGGCCCAAUUUCAGUUCUACCCCUUAGCCCUUUCUACCCCCAAUUCUACCCCUUUCCCCUUCCCCUCCGUUUCGUGGGUUCACAUGAAGGGGUAGGGGUUUCUUUUGGUUGUAGGGGUAUGGGUAGGGGACGGGCCAGACAGUCCCUCAUACAAGUUCAUAUUUACUCAAAGAAAUGUUUGCAAAAAACUCUUAUAUUUGCUAACGUCAUACUGUAUCGUUAUAGACUGCAUGAUAGUGCCACAACAUAUUUUCAUGUCUGAUCAGGGUGUUAAUGGGCUAUGGUAGACAUUGAGGGGCGCUAGUCCCCCCACCACUUUUUUUUAAAUAUUGCCAAUUCGAGAGAGAGGGAUAAAAGUUGAGUGUAUGCGCAUCUAUGCGUUUCCCUUUUUAGAGUGUUUACUUAAAAAAACAAUGAUUUUAUACUCUUGUUCCUGGAAAAUAUAAUGUAGCAAUUUAGUAAAAACU